AAAAAACCUUAUUCAAUGCCAUCCCCAUUCAGGGAAGGGGAGAGAAGCAGAGGAGCAGCAGCCAAUAGCCGCCCACGGAGACAGCCAGAGCCAGAGCCAGAGAGGAAGGCUGGAAUUCGAGAGAUCGGAGGGAGGAGGAUGAUGGAGCGGCAGGGCGAGGCGUGGUGCUCGUGCUCGCCGAGGCAGUGCAGGAUUUGCCACGAGGAGGAAGGGGACGACGGCUGCGCAACCGCCAUGGAGUCUCCCUGCGGAUGCUCUGGCUCCCUCAAGUAUGCUCACAGGGGGUGCGUGCAGAGAUGGUGCGACGAGAAGGGGAGCACCGUCUGCGAGAUUUGCCUCCAGAAUUACGAGCCUGGAUACACCGUUGCUCCCAAGAAAACUCAAGUUGCUCAUGUCGCAGUCACCAUCAGAGGGAGCCUGGAGGUCCCAAGGCAGGAUUAUGAGGCACCGGAGGAUGCCCCGUUGAUCGGGCUCGACGCGGCGGCGGGCGACCCGGCCUACGCCGAGUGCGCGAGCGCCGCCGGCAGAAGUGCUGCAUGGUGCCGGUCGGUGACGGUGACGUUCACUGUUGUGUUGCUGCUGAGGCAUCUCAUCGCCCUGGUGACCGUCGGCGCCGCGAAUCAAUACGCUUUCAGCCUGCUGACGAUAUACUUGCUGAGGGCGAGUGGGAUCUUGCUGCCGUUCUACGUCCUCAUGCGGCUCAUCUCCGCGGUGCAGCACGGUCAGAUGCAGUACCGGCUGCAGAUGCUCCAGGAGCAAAGAAGGAACGCAUCAAGAAUGCACAGGGUGCCCGGUCAGGGACGACAGCAGCAUGUGAUUCUUGUUGUCUGAGGAAAACAGUGAAGUGGAUGUUGUCCUCUAGAAUAGUCUUAAAUGUAUUAUUAUUGAUGUUGAUCAGGGAGCAAUUAGGAAAAAAGAAAAGAGAAAGGAACAUUGUUCAUAAGCUUUCCGGUGUGUAUGUGCACAUAUAUUUCUUCAGUGAUGAAUGAAUCAACAACUCCAAA
Aegilops tauschii subsp. strangulata is the source of this 1004-nucleotide messenger RNA. RefSeq lists its product as uncharacterized. Lineage: Eukaryota; Viridiplantae; Streptophyta; Magnoliopsida; Poales; Poaceae. Gene Ontology annotation, biological process: protein ubiquitination. Gene Ontology annotation, cellular component: membrane. Gene Ontology annotation, molecular function: ubiquitin-protein transferase activity; zinc ion binding. The record is from RefSeq and is a predicted model, not a curated record.